Dendrobium catenatum is the source of this 600-nucleotide messenger RNA. RefSeq names its product DNA-binding protein S1FA. Gene Ontology annotation, molecular function: DNA binding. The record is from RefSeq and is a predicted model, not a curated record. The transcript has 3 exons. Gene Ontology annotation, biological process: regulation of DNA-templated transcription. Bases 132 to 368 code for a protein of 78 amino acids. Gene Ontology annotation, cellular component: nucleus. Lineage: Eukaryota; Viridiplantae; Streptophyta; Magnoliopsida; Asparagales; Orchidaceae.
CAAGGAUGAGCUUCUAGUGAAUUAAUAAAAAGCCUUAACAAAAGGGAACGGCGAAAUCAAUAGAGACCAAAAACUGCAAACACGCAGACGGCGUCACCGAAGGGGAGAAAUCGAGAUAGGUCUGUUUGGGAAUGGCAGCCUUUGCUGAUGGCGGGGGAAACAACACUGUUGGAGAAUCAAAAGGUUUAAACCCUGCACUGAUUGUUCUGCUCGUUGUAGUUGCUUUGCUGCUUCUAUUCUUCAUUGGCAACUACGCUCUCUACGUUUAUGCCCAAAAGACACUUCCUCCAAAGAAGAAGAAGCCCAUCUCCAAGAAAAAGCUGAAGAAAGAAAGGCUCAGACAGGGCGUUUCUGCUCCUGGGGAAUAAGAGCUUUGAUCACAGUCUCGAAUCCAUCUCUUUCAUGCCAACUUACAUUUCUUGAAGAAAUUCUAAGGUGUGGACUCUAUAAAUUUGUUAAAAUAGGUACUUAAUUGCAGCAUUGCAUCAUGUGUUUUCCUUGCUCAUGGUGCUUCGACUGAGAGAAGCUGUUUGCAUAUCAGAAUAAUUAUUUGAAGUUGAGAUUGAUCUUUGUUCUUUAAAUCUGCUUACUGAUUGUGAA